Molecule: messenger RNA, 1367 nt
Organism: Arabidopsis thaliana (thale cress)
Lineage: Eukaryota; Viridiplantae; Streptophyta; Magnoliopsida; Brassicales; Brassicaceae
Product: F-box protein-like protein
Exons: 1
Coding region: 57-1151 (364 amino acids)
Source: RefSeq, marked reviewed
GAUUUUUUCAUUUCUCAUUCAGUGAUCGUGCUCAUCUCUUUAUUCCCGACAGGAUCAUGAGUUCUCCGGUGAUAAAUCAAGACAUGAUCCAAGAAUUUCUUUCUUAUCUUCCGGCGUCAAAAAUCGGAAAAUUCAGGCUCCUGAAUAAAGAGUGCAACAAGAGAAGCUACGAGUCAUGGUUUGUCAAUCUUAAUCUCCUUAGAACCAAUCGUAUUUCGGGAUACUUCAUACAACACUACAUAGUAAAAGGACACGAACUUCGAACCAGUUUUGUCCAUGAGAGGAGUGAUUUACAAAACAAUGGAGUCUCCAUCGACUUUCUGCCACCCGGAAUGAUAAAGAUCGAAGCUUGUGAUGCAAGUCAUGGGAUAUUGCUUUGUGUUAAGUAUACAAAACCAUCACGUGGAUACAUAGUCUUCAAACCAACCACUAAACAGUAUCAGGUCAUACCAAAGCCAGAAGUGAAGGGUUGGGAUAUGUCAUUGGGUUUAGCGGUAAUCGGAUUGAACCCUUUCCGGUAUAAAAUACAAAGGCUUUCGCAGUCUCGGCGUAUGUGUAUGUCUCGGGGUAUCUACCAUUUGAAUCACAGAACUUUUAUGUGCGAAGUUUUCGAUUCUGAUUCGUUUACCUGGAAGAGAUUAGAAAAUUUGCGUCUACCAAAAACAGACAGAUUAAUUUUUUCCAACCCGAUACAAGUUUCGGGGUUCUUGCAUUGGAUAUCACGGAACAACAAUGUGAUCCGGUUUUGUCUCAAAACCGAAACUUGGUCCUUCUUCCAUACUCCGAACUCUGAUGUUUUCUCAGGAUUAGUCAGAUACGAAGGGAAGCUAGGUGCUAUUCGUCAGUGGACAAACAAAGAUCAAGAAGAUGUUCACGAGUUAUGGGUUUUAAAGAGCAGUUUUGAAAAGUCGUGGGUUAAAGUGAAAGAUAUUAAAAGCAUUGGAGUAGAUUUGAUUACGUGGACUCCAAGCAACGACGUUGUAUUGUUUCGUAGUAGUGAUCGUGGUUGCCUCUACAACAUAAACGCAGAGAAGUUGAAUUUAGUUUAUGCAAAAAAAGAGGGAUCUGAUUGUUCUUUCGUUUGUUUUCCGUUUUGUUCUGAUUACGAGAGGGUUGAUCUGAACGGAAGAAGCAACGGGCCGACACUUUAAAAAAAAAAUAAAAAAAAUGGGCCGACAAAUGCAAACGUAGUUGACAAGGAUCUCAAGUCUCAAGUCUCAAUUGGCUCGCUCAUUGUGGGGCAUAAAUAUAUCUAGUGAUGUUUAAUUGUUUUUUAUAAGGUAAAAAGGAAUAUUGAAUUUUGUUUCUUAGGUUUAUGUAAUAAUACCAAACAUUGUUUUAUGAAUAUUUAAUCUGAUUUUUUGGCU